CUUUUGUGACACCGCUCCCUUCCUAACUGUGAGACUCCAGCUACUUCACCAUGAGACUCCUAGUCCUUUGCAGUCUGCUCUGCGUGCUGCUCCUCUGCUUCUGCACUCUCUCCUCAGAAGGGAGAAAGCAUCAUGUGAAGCUCUCAAAAUUCAGGCCCUGCUGUAACCUGAUUCAUAGAUUCAAACUGGCAACCCAAAAAGGACAGCACACAAGGCCCUGCAGAUCAUGCAGAAUCAAGCCACCAUCCAAGCCAUGGGUGGUACCUGGUGCUCUCCCACAGGUGUAGAGCUCCUGAAGCCUGGCUCCACCCAGAUGAGACCUUCAUGCCCAGCUGUGGAGACACCAGAGGCCUUGAGUUGGUCCCUGCCAACUUUCAUGGCAAGAGUGAACUGUCACACUGGGAGUCUUCAUUCCAGACAUCCAGGAACAUUCCAGAAUUCCAAGUCCUGGUUCCAACUUUACCACCAACCUUCAAAGUCUCUAUGAUCCGGGCCCAGCCCACAUGUCUUCAUGGCUCCUGCAGAGUGAAAGUCAAAGAUUCCUCCUGUGGAAACUACAACUCCAGAGAUUUCCAUGCUGGUCAGAAUGCCCAGCAGCAGGACCUCAGUGUGAUCAGCCAGGACUAUAGCAACUCAGGCACCCACAGAUAGCCCAAAUUUCUAGCAUCUAACCAGUGGUUUCUGAACCAACUCCUGUACAUUCCUAGUGCCCAUCACCAGGAAAGCACCAAAAAUAAUAAACAACAAAUUGUCACACA
Mesocricetus auratus (golden hamster) is the source of this 758-nucleotide messenger RNA. It is a transcript of the gene Gpr15lg, whose product is annotated as chromosome unknown C10orf99 homolog. The record is from RefSeq and is a predicted model, not a curated record. The coding region runs from base 51 to 287 and encodes 78 amino acids. Lineage: Eukaryota; Metazoa; Chordata; Mammalia; Rodentia; Cricetidae. The transcript has 3 exons. Gene Ontology annotation, molecular function: G protein-coupled receptor binding.